UAGGUGGGUUUUGGAGAGAUCAGGAAAACGACAGCGCGAUAAAAAUUAGAAUUGUUGCACUUCACAAAUUAAUGACCAUGAGUUCCUACUUGAUCAAUUCAAAUUACAUCGAACCCUCUUUCCCACCGUGUGAGGAGUAUCAACAGAAUGGCUACAUCCCCGUCUCUUCUGACUACUACGAGCGACAGAAAGAUUCGGGUUUUCCCCAUCACGAAGAGGCAACAUACCCGCGGUCAAACUAUCAAGACCCGAGCUUUGAUUACGGUAACCUCUCAACCAACAGUCUAAUCGAUUUCAACGAUCGGCAUCACAUACAACCUCAGUCUGUUACCCCAAAUCAUGGGCCCCACCUCAGUACCGAGAGCUGCACGGGAGCGGCGGCAACCAAGGACUGCAGCGUCGCCACAGAGGCGCUCUCUAACCCACAAGAAGGGAAAGAGCCCGUGGUCUAUCCCUGGAUGAAGAAAGUCCACGUUAAUACCAUGACCGCUAACUAUUCUGGAGGAGCGCCUAAGAGGUCACGCACCGCCUACACUCGCCAGCAAGCGCUGGAGCUUGAGAAGGAGUUUCACUUUAACCGAUACCUGACCCGCCGUCGGCGGGUGGAGAUAGCACACACCAUGUGUUUGUCGGAGCGACAAGUAAAGAUUUGGUUCCAGAACCGCCGCAUGAAGUGGAAGAAAGAUCACAAGUUGCCCAAUACAAAGAUCCGCUCCGCGAACUCUUCGUCCUCCAACCAUCCAGUCAAAACGGACGCGAACCAGCAUCAGCAGACACUGCUUCCCACGCCGUGUUCAACGAGCCUAUAGUUACGGAGGAACGUCAGAACCGACAGAACUGCGCGAGGCAGAACACUACACGGAACAGUAUUCGCAUCGAAACUUCACAGGGUCACUUUCUAUUUAAAGUUGGGUGGGACAGCUACACUCCACCCGCUCGUUUGUUUCAUCGCUCGUCUUAUCCUCUGAAUUCAAACAUUUUCAGAUGGAAAAUGUAUCCGUCCGACAUGGUUAGAUGGCAUUUUUCUUUUUUAUUGAACAAUGGCGUAGCCUAGCAUAACUAAACUUGAAGUAUGGACGAUAACGUGUUUGCUAACGAUAUUAAACUCUGUCAGACACUAUUACAGCGGAUAGUAGACUAAGCGUGGAGCUUGCAUUCGGGUCGAUGUCCAGUUCAUGGAGAUGGGUCCAAUGGCGCGUGUACAAAGCUCAUGAAGGCACAAAUCUCGUGCUAGAGGGAAACCCCAGUUUUGUUUGUCUUUGUCCCACGUAUUAGAGCGUGUUGUAUGACGUCAUCCAAGCUGUGAAUAAUCGUGUAUUUAGUUAUUUGUAUAUUGGUGGAUAUUGUUGUGCUGUUUUAGUAUAUACGCAAGUAAUUGUAUCAGUAUAAAUAAUAAAUGAAUGUUUUGUGAAUAAUCUUUAGAUAAUCCCUUGUUAAAAUUUAGGAGUUCUAAUUUUACGAUAGACCCAUUUAACAUGUUAAGCGAACAUCAGACGCGUUUAUGUCCAGGAAAUAUAUAAGAAGCUAUAUUCUACAUUAACAUCGUCAAAAGAUGUUUUCAUUAGAAUUUCUCUAAUAAGCGUUCAUUAACUCUAAGUAA
Electrophorus electricus (electric eel) is the source of this 1600-nucleotide messenger RNA. It is a transcript of the gene hoxa4a, whose product is annotated as homeobox A4a. NCBI's taxonomy places the organism in Eukaryota, Metazoa, Chordata, Actinopteri, Gymnotiformes, Gymnotidae. Gene Ontology annotation, biological process: embryonic skeletal system morphogenesis; positive regulation of transcription by RNA polymerase II; anterior/posterior pattern specification. Gene Ontology annotation, cellular component: nucleus; nucleoplasm. Gene Ontology annotation, molecular function: RNA polymerase II cis-regulatory region sequence-specific DNA binding; DNA-binding transcription factor activity, RNA polymerase II-specific. The record is from RefSeq and is a predicted model, not a curated record.